GUUCGCUCGGAAAUAUUUGUUCGUUCUGAUCGAUCGAUACAACCGAAACGUCAGCGCCGGCAGCUUCGCAACCCUAGUUUUCGAUUCCCACUUUCCCCGAUCUCGAGUUCGCGCGCACUCCGGCGAACACGGCAGCGAUCAUGGCGGCUCGCGGGCAGGGGCAGUUGCAAGAUUUCGACUUUUUCGUGGUGGUCGACUUCGAGGCUACGUGCGUCAAAGACGCGCGGAUCUUCCCGCAGGAAAUCAUUGAGUUCCCCGCCGUGCUCGUCGACGGCGCCACCGGCCGCAUGGAGUCGGCGUUUCGCAGGUACGUUCGUCCAAAACAUCAUCCUCUGCUAACCCAGUUUUGCAGGGAACUCACCGGCAUCCGGCAGGAGGACGUCGACGGCGGCGUGGAUCUCGGCGAGGCGCUCUGGCUGCACGACGAUUGGCUGAAGGAGGCGACGGCGGGGGCAGGAAACAAGAGGAGCGUCCGCUUGGCCGUCGUGACCUGGGGUGACUGGGAUUGCCGUACCAUGCUCGAGUUUGAGUGCCGCUUCAAGGGCAUCGAGAAGCCCUCCUACUUUGAUCAGUGGAUAAAUCUGAGGGUCCCCUUCCAGGCAGCGUUCGGCGGCGGAGGGCGGGUGAACCUGCAGGAGGCGGUCCGGGCGGCGGGGCUGGACUGGGAGGGCCGCCUGCACUGCGGGCUGGAUGACGCGCUCAACACAGCGCGUCUGCUUGUCGCGAUCAUGCGGCGCGGCGUCAAGAUUACCAUUACCGGCUCGCUGGCGCCGCCGCUAUCGGCGCCGAUCCUGCAGCAGCCACAGCCUCACAUGAGUAGCUAUGGUGGCUACUCUGGGACGUGCUUGUGCUACUGCGGGCUGGCGAACAGAGGAGGCGUGAUGCAGGGGAAGUGCUUCUCAGGAUGCGCUAACUGGGGGCCGGCCAUGGGAGCCCAGUUCGGAUGGAGCAACUGAACCAAGGAUCCAUGGCAGGAGACUUAGAUUCAGAACAUACUGUAGCUCAGGUGCUAGUGUUAAUCGUGCUAGCCAUCAGAAUCAGAGGAUAGCUCGGCUGAUUCUAGCCUAGUCUAGUUGUGAAUUUAGUCUCUAAAAUCAGAAGUGACCAAUGGAGCUAUACAUGUCUGAAUUAUUAUAUUAUCAAUAGAAAUUUCAUUUUAA
Hordeum vulgare subsp. vulgare (domesticated barley) is the source of this 1160-nucleotide messenger RNA. Its product is annotated as ERI1 exoribonuclease 2-like. Gene Ontology annotation, molecular function: nucleic acid binding; 3'-5'-RNA exonuclease activity. Lineage: Eukaryota; Viridiplantae; Streptophyta; Magnoliopsida; Poales; Poaceae. The transcript has a single exon. The coding region runs from base 141 to 956 and encodes 271 amino acids. The record is from RefSeq and is a predicted model, not a curated record. Gene Ontology annotation, biological process: exonucleolytic trimming to generate mature 3'-end of 5.8S rRNA from tricistronic rRNA transcript (SSU-rRNA, 5.8S rRNA, LSU-rRNA).